GCUGGCUCCGACCGCACUCCCGCCGGCGGCACGGCCGCGGCUCUUCUACGUCUCCGGGAUCCCGGGCUGGGCUCGGGCGGAGGUCGGAGCGUGGAAUCGGGGUGAGGUCGCUGGGCGGGCCGAUCGGCGUGGGCGUCGGUCCGCGGUUCCGGGAGGCGCAGUUGGAGCCCGGAGGCCACCGGGGCGCGCACUGCCCGCAUGGCCGCCAUCAAGGCGCUGCAGCAGUGGUGCCGGCAGCAGUGCGAGGGCUACCGCGACGUGAGCAUCACCAACAUGACCACGUCUUUCCGCGACGGCCUGGCCUUCUGUGCCAUCCUGCACCGCCACCGGCCCGACCUCUUAAACUUCGAUGCUCUUAGGAAGGAAAACAUUUAUGAGAACAACAAACUGGCCUUCCGUGUGGCCGAGGAGCAGUUGGGCAUCCCGGCCCUGCUGGACGCUGAGGACAUGGUGGCCCUGAAGGUGCCUGACCGGCUGAGCAUACUGACCUACGUGUCACAAUACUACAACUACUUUCACGGACGCUCCCCCAUCGGGGGCAUGGCUGGCAUCAAGAGGCCCCUGUCAGGCUCCGACGAGGAACUGUCCGGGAAGAAGGCCCCGGCCCAGCCGGCCAGGCCCUCUCCCACCCUCCCGACCCAGGGCCCGCCGCUGUCUCCAGCCCCAGCCAGCACAAAGCCCGCCGUCCAGUGGAAGGAUGGCCCCCUGCCAAAGACUGGCCAGGCCUCGGCGGGCAGCUCCAUCAGCAGCACCUGUGGGGUCUGUGGCCAGCACGUGCACCUCGUGCAGCGACACCUGGCUGAUGGGAAGCUCUACCACCGGAGCUGCUUCAGGUGCAAACAGUGCUCCAAUACGCAGCACGCCGGGGCAUGCAGGUCUACUGCCGGGCCUGGCAUCUCCGAGCGCUCCAGCCACCACCCCGCAGCUACCUCUGCAGGCCUGGACUCCCGACAGCCAAGGGCUGGCCCGUUGGACUCCAAGCUGCCCAGAGCCCCUUGGAAGGCCCAGGAAGCAAAUGGGCACAGCGACAUGGGGCCCACGGCCAGGCCAGCGGUCUUGGAGCCUGUGGUGGGCAACUCAACUCCCAAAGAUGUCAGCGCCACUACAGCUGGCCCUCAGGCCACUGCCUCGUCCUAUGUUCACCCAGCCAGGUCCUCAGCAGGCCCUCUGGGGGGCAAAGCCAGCAUGCCUGUGGCCAACAGUUCCCCCAGAGGGUGGUCCUCGCCGGUACAGAACACGACCCUGAGCGCCCCAGACCCUCGCCCAGCCAUGCCGGAAGGCCAGGUGAUCCUCCAGGUGACAGCCCCCCAGACUAAGCCCAGGUUGGGCCUGGCAUCUCCAGGCCGGGCAGACACCCCAGACACACCCCCAUCGGCUUCCAGGACACAGCAGGCCCGGGAGAGUUUCUUCCAGAUGCCUGGAGCCGCCUCCCGCCCUGGCCCUGCUUGCAUGGCCCCAGUGCCUACAGAUGUGGCUCCUCAGGACCGCAGUAGGGAGCAGGCACUGAACUUCCUGCAGAAGGCCCUGCCAGGGCUCAGGGACACCAGCGCUCAGGAACCUGUCAGGCCCUCCCCAGUCAUCUCUCCUGCUCUGGAAUCCCACACCAGAACGGAAGGGCCACGAACAGGUCCACUGGCCAAGCUGUCACAGCUGGCAUCUCCCCAGGCCCUUAGCCCCCCUGCGAGGACUGAGCCACCAGCCCCCCUAAGUGAGGGUGCCACCUCCCGGGCAUCCGGGCCAGCCCAGGCGGGCAGGAAGAGCUCACCUGCAUCCUCGAGGGCCGGCAAGGCGGGUGCUGGCUCCAAGCUGCAGCUGGAGAUCCCGCGGGCCAAGGGCCCGAGUUCUGGCCCCCAGGAAGGCCAGGAGGAUGGGCCGGCAGGAUGGAGGGCCCGCCUGAAGCCCGUGGAGAAGAAAAACCCUGCUGAGAGGGGUCUGGAGCUGAAGGAGCCGAGGGUCCUGGGAGAGCCCAGGGUGGGCAAUGGACCCGUAAAGGUCCCUGGGAGCUCCGAUUGGCGCGUCCGCACCCCUCUUGGGCCUGAGAAGACACAGGGCACAGCAAGCCCUGGGCCCAGCCUGUCAGGUAAUGCUGCAUGGGAACCCAGGGCCCAGGUGCCUGAGGAGCUGUAGAAGCUGGCUGUCCCUGCCAGCCUGGACGUUUCUGGAGACUGGCUUCGGCCCGAGCCCCCGGACCAGGAAGCCCCGUCCCGGAGCUGGAAGAAGGAGAAAGAGAAGCGCCCAGCUCCAGAGCCACUAGGGAGGCCCUUGGGCUUGGCCAGUGGUCCUACUGUACCUGGCAAGGGAGUGACCAAUGCCGCCAUGCUGCAGGCUGACCCCCUACCCCAGGAGAUCCAGAGGCAGAUGCAGGACAUUGAGAGGCAGCUGGACGCCCUGGAGCUCAGGGGCGUGGAGCUGGAGAAGCGUCUGCGUGCGGCCGAGGGGGAUGCCUCGGAGGACGCGCUCAUGGUGGGCUGGUUCCAGCUCAUUCACAAGAAGCAGCUGUUGCUGAGGCAAGAGUCGGAGCUGGUAUACAGGGCCAAGGACCAGCGCCUGGCAGAGCAGCAGUUGGACCUGGCAGGGGAGCUGCGCCAGCUUAUGGCCAAGCCCGAGAGUCUGAAGUCUCCCCAGGACCGGCAGCGGGAGCAGGACCUGCUGAGCCAGUACGUGCACACGGUGGACGACCGUAGCACCAUCGUGGACAUCCUGGAGGAAGACCGGCUCAGGGAGCAAGAGGAAGACGAGAUGCUACAGAACAUGAUGCAGAAUCUGGACCUCUACAGAAGCAGUGGGGACCAGAGGAAGAAGCCCAAGUUCCGCUUGUCCAGGAUCUGGUCCCUGAAGGGCAGAAGCAGGACCCCCGAGUGAGCUGCCUAGUGGGGCUGCAGGACCCUCACCCUUGACCUUGACGGGCACUGUGGGGGUGGGAAUGUGGGGGUGGGGUCUGAGCCACCUCAAUAAAGAAACUGACCGCA
Messenger RNA from Suricata suricatta (meerkat), 2969 nucleotides. It is a transcript of the gene MICALL2, whose product is annotated as MICAL like 2. The record is from RefSeq and is a predicted model, not a curated record. Gene Ontology annotation, molecular function: protein binding. The transcript is spliced from 17 exons. Lineage: Eukaryota; Metazoa; Chordata; Mammalia; Carnivora; Herpestidae.